Engraulis encrasicolus (European anchovy) is the source of this 3780-nucleotide messenger RNA. RefSeq names its product zinc and ring finger 2a (gene znrf2a). The record is from RefSeq and is a predicted model, not a curated record. Gene Ontology annotation, biological process: proteasome-mediated ubiquitin-dependent protein catabolic process; protein K48-linked ubiquitination. Gene Ontology annotation, cellular component: cytoplasm; intracellular membrane-bounded organelle; membrane. Gene Ontology annotation, molecular function: ubiquitin protein ligase activity. The coding region runs from base 475 to 1062 and encodes 195 amino acids. NCBI's taxonomy places the organism in Eukaryota, Metazoa, Chordata, Actinopteri, Clupeiformes, Engraulidae. The transcript is spliced from 5 exons.
UUUAACACAGCGCGAUGGCCUGAAGUGGACAGCACGCACCUGCACGCUCUUCAACCUUGUUGUUUUCUUUCUUGUUUGCUUUGUCUAUUAAACGCCGACAUCUUUAUUUGCGUCGUCGCACGGUCAGAUAAAAAACAAAAGCAAGUUUUUUGGCUGGUAAUAAGUACACUACUUGGAGAUCAUGACUUCGAAGACAAGCGCGCAACAAGUGCGCUAAAAACAUAUCGCGUCACUUAUUGGGAUCAGCAACGAUUAGGUGUUUAUUUUGAUCCCCGACUGGGAUCAUAGAACCUUUGCGCCUAUUCAUUGUCACUCUUCGAUUGUUGCCAACGUUGUGUUUGAUUUUUGAGCUGCCUCGUUUCCUUGGCUGCCACGGACCAUGCCGGAUAACCUAUGAUUCACAUAUAUUUCUCCCAACUUUGAGAGGUUUGGUUCGACAGCAGCAGGUGUAGCCUCACACCUGAGACCAAGAAUAUGGGCGCAAAACCAAGUAUUCCUGCCCCUGGCACUGGUGGCCGGGUCAGAGCAUAUUCUAGCUCAGAUGUCCCUUCAUCCACUUCUGGUAGCGGGUCAGGUAGGACUACUGGACUGAGAAGUGCAACAGGGAUUUCUCCAGCGGAACAAAGGGUAAGAUACCAAGGGACAAGACCGAAUUCAAUUCACCAAUCCUCGGUCAACAUACCAAACAGCAGUGGACAUCGAAGUGCUGACGAUGACACCGAUGGCGAGUUGGACCUACCGGGCAGGAGUCGGCUACUCAUAGGCUCUUUGCCAGCUCACCUAUCACCGCACCUUCUUGGAGGGUUCCACUGCCCGGUGUGCUCCAAGUUUGUCACAUCUGAUGAGAUGGACCUGCACCUUGUCAUGUGUCUCACCAAGCCCAGGCUCUCAUAUAAUGAGGAUGUGCUGAGUAAGGAUGCUGGGGAGUGUGCAAUAUGCCUGGAGGAGAUGGAGCAGGGGGACACUAUCGCCCGUCUGCCUUGCCUCUGCAUUUAUCAUAAAGGAUGCAUAGACGAGUGGUUUGAAGUCAACCGAUCGUGUCCAGAACACCCGUCAGAUUAAAUCAGAGAAUUAAAAGAAGAGCAGAGAAUCGUCUCCACUUACACCUGAGGAAGACCGGGAGCUUGUGAAGUCCAUAGCCCUCCUUCCUGUUCAUGAGUCGCAUCAAACCAAAGAGGCUUCAGUGCUCCCGAAACAGUGCCAAAAAUGGGGUGAGGGGGGAAAUCCUACCACCCCCUUUAGUAAAGUUAAUCCAAAGCCAUUUCUUUUUGUUGUUUUGGUAAUGUACUCCCGCAUCUGGGUUGCAUUUCUCGAAACCAUAGUUGCUAACUACGUUAGCUACUAUGUUGUUUGCAAUGCAAUUUCCCAUUGGCAACCACCCAAGUUGCUAACUGGCUAACAACUGCACUUUCGAGAAACGCACCUCUGAAUCCACUUCAUUUCACACAUUCAAGUCUUUGUAGUGUCUGUGAAGAUUGUGAUGACCAUAGCCAUGGCCAAGGCUACAUAAUCACUGACUGGUCAACUGGCCACUGAACUGACCAUCAGAGGGGGUCGAAAGGGACUGAAAUGAAACUCUUGAUUGGUCUAAGCCAGGGCAUGACCAGCCAAUUAAUGAAUGUUUCAAACCACUUUUGAUCAUGGACGAGAAGAUAGCGUCUGGUAGUGCCCUGAUAGUCUGUCUACUACUUUUUUGCAUGAAGGGCACAGCCACACAAGGACUCGUAAUCAGGGAAAGAUGUACCUAUUGUCAUUAGAUACAAACAGAACUCUUUUGUGUGUGAAUCACUGUUGCCAACAUAACUGAUGUGAAUGUGGCUGUAUGAUUAAAUGAAGAGGAUUUCCAAUGUCUUGUAGUAGUAUAAUUAGCAGUGGGAGGUCUUUGAAGCACAUUGAUUUGACGAUAUGACAGGUUUGACCAAGGUACGAUUUGUCAAAAAAUAAGGGAGUGGAAUGUUUUUUGUUUUUUUUUAAGAUUUAAAGCAACAUCAAUGGACUUGCACUUGUCCUCGUGAAAUCAAUGUCCAACAAAAAUGUAAAAUGUAAAAAUCAGAAGGGCAGAAGUUCCACCUUCAAAUUGAACCCUGGGUAUGACCAUGGCAUUGCUUUACGCUGACUGUUUAUCAGUACUGUAACUGAGUAGAGCACACAUCCACACCCAUAGACAACAUUGACCAUCCUUGGCUAGAUUAUGUGACAUGAGGUUCGCAAAUCAAUAUCAUGCCUCCUUUCCUUUCCUUUGCCCUUGUGAAACAAGGCUUGAUGUCAUUGAUGAUCGGAGGGUUUUUUCCCAACAUCUUACAAAAACAUAAUGCUGAAUAUAUUCUCUCCUUUGCAAUCAGAUAUCGAAGAGGGGAGAGACGCGAUGCGUUGUUUGAAAGUAUAGGAGGGGAGGAAGGACAUUGAUUUGCACCCUAUGGUAUGAAAGAAGUGCCAUUCUGCUGUGAGAAAUAAUGCUGCUGCAUACACAUCUUGUAUAUUUUUGUGUAUGUUUUUUUUUUUUGGGGGGGGGGAUUAUGAGAGAGACAAACCAAAGAAGAACACAAACCUUCUGUUUUAGUUAUUUAAUCAGAGUCCACCACAGAUUUCAAACUUUUGUAUAUAAAUUAAAAAAGAGAUAUGUACAUCUGCAAAAAAAGCAAUCAUUGAUUGAACACAGUACACAGCAAAUAGUAGGCCUAGAUGACAUGAUGACUGUGAUGUGUGAACAGAAUGCUGUUUAAACUAUUUUCUGACCACUGUUAAUUUCUCAUGUUGUACUGUAGUUCUAUCUAUCAGUGUCUUUCAGUUAUAUGGAGCACAAGGGGUCUGCAAAGGUAGAUAUCCUUUGUUAGUCAUAAUAACACAGGAAGCAUUAAUAACAGUGCUCUGAAACUUGAUUGAGAUUUUGACGUAUUGAAUCUCCCAAGUGAGCUGCUACAGCUGUUUCUGUUUCCUUUCUAUACCUUGACCCUGAUGACGGUUCAAAUAAAGUUAGCUGUACACAAAAGGUUGUGUGUCAGUGCAGUCGUGUCAUCGUGUACAUUCAUUGCAUUGCAUUACUUUGCUUUUUUUAAUUAAUCUAUUUCCUGAGCUUCAGUCAUUUUCUAGCUGAGCUAGCCACAGUGGCUUAAUCAGGGAUUUGAUUGGCAAUGUUUUUUUGUUUAAACAAAAAAAAUGCAAUUCCUUUACAGAGCACAAUGUGUGUCACAUAAUUUCCUAUAGUGAUACAGUAGUGGCUUUAUGCACACAUUCCCAGGCUGGAAAAUCAGAUAUUCCCAAAUCACAGGCAUGGGAAGUGCUGUGGUGCACUGCACCAAUGCAUUGUGUUCCACCAUAAACAUAGCCAUUGACAGCAAAGAGACUUUAACGUAAAAAAAACUUUAGAAGUUUUACUUCUGAUGUCCAACGUUUGUUUUUGUCAUACCCCCAUAUCUAUUUUUCUCUUUUCCACACUUUGAAAUGUAAGAUUUCCGCCCUUUUUGUAUUGAAAGGGACUAUUGAAAUGAAAUGUAUUUAUACAUAAAUGAGCCAUUGCUUGACCUGCCUUUGAGUCCAGCCUGGAUCACACAGUAUAACCCACUAACAUAAUCAGGUGCAAAAAAAAAAAGCCCUAAACAAAUAAAAAUCAAGUAUGCUUUACAUGUAGCGCUUCUUUCAUGAGGGUACAGGGCAUUUUCCUCCACCAGCAUUUACUACAUUUCCUGGACAGGAAGCAAAGACAACCAAACCCAAAUCCAGUCUACAGUCCCAGGAAAAAGUUUGUACACCCUUUGAAAUUUCUUACCUUUCUGUCAAAAU